AGGCUCCUUUACUUGCAUCAAUUCUUAAUCAAAUUAAUUCCAAAGCUUCAUCAAUCAUCACAGUCCUCCAAUGGCGACGACUUGGAUUCGGAGGUCACUGCCGUAUGCAGGGAUGGUGUCGGCAGUCGUAACUAUAGCCAUAAACCAGAUAACAAGCAAAAUGGCCAUGUCCAAUGGCACCAGCUUCUACAUUUUGUCCGUCUAUUCUAAUGCUUUCGCCGCUCUCCUUCUUUUCCCUACCGCCUAUCUCUUCCACCGGUCAAAGCGCCCCCCUUUAUCGUUUUCGGUGCUCUGGAGGAUUUUCUUUCUUGCUUCUUUUGGAUGUUUCUCAGACAUGACUUCGUAUUCUGGUGUAAAUUAUAGCUCGCCAACACUUAGUACAGCCAUGUUGAAUCUUGUUCCAGCAUUCGCGUACAUCCUUGCUAUUAUUUUCAGGUUGGAAAAAGUAGAUUUCAGAAGAUUAAGUACCAUGGCUAAAUCUUUGGGCACUGUAGUCUCCAUAUCAGGAGCAUUUGUGGUAACCUUCUAUAACGGACCAGCUAUCCUCAACACGCCACUAACUUCCGGCUCUUUAACUCAUCUCUCCUUGUCAUCGACACAAAAUUGGGUCCUUGGAGGAUUUUUGCUCGCUUCUGGUGCCUUUGCAGUUGCAUCUUGGUGCAUAUUACAGGCCUUCAUACUGAAGAUGUAUCCAGCUGAAAUGAUUGUAGUUGCUUUUUACUGUCUCUUUGUAACCAUCCAAUCUUCAGUGGUCACUCUGAUUGCCGUAAGAGAUGCAUCUAUAUGGAGAAUCGACACGAGGAUUGGCCUAUAUGCUAUUCUCUUUUCAGCAAUCAUUAACAUAGCAUGCAGGCUCUAUGUAACUUCUUGGUGCAUCUGGAAGAAAGGCCCGCUCUUCGUUGCGCUGUUCAAGCCGCUGGCAAUAGUCGUCGCUGUUAUCAUUGGUGUCAUCUUUAUGAAAGAGACUCUCUACCUUGGAAGUUUGGUUGGGGCAUUUGUGUUGGUUGUUGGCUUCUAUGCGGUGAUAUGGGGAAAAUCCAAAGAAGAGAAGAUAAAUAAUGACACACAAUCAUCAAACUAUCAGGCUCUCCUGUUGCACGAGAAUACAGAACAAGUGUAGCUUUUCUACGAACAUUUUUUCAGCACUGGAAAUGGUUACUAGUAUAUUAUUUCAAACCUCAAACUCUUAUUUUCUGUUCUUUUAGACCCUCAAAAGGGAGGGGAACAGUUAGUGGAUUGAAGAUUAUUUUGUAACUUGUAAAUCAAAGGCCUGAAUGCAAUGUUUGAUAGGUGAUA
Messenger RNA from Salvia hispanica, 1296 nucleotides. Its product is annotated as WAT1-related protein At3g28050-like. Gene Ontology annotation, molecular function: transmembrane transporter activity. The record is from RefSeq and is a predicted model, not a curated record. Lineage: Eukaryota; Viridiplantae; Streptophyta; Magnoliopsida; Lamiales; Lamiaceae. Gene Ontology annotation, cellular component: membrane.